Messenger RNA from Xiphias gladius (swordfish), 2045 nucleotides. Its product is annotated as protein naked cuticle homolog 2. Gene Ontology annotation, biological process: negative regulation of Wnt signaling pathway. Gene Ontology annotation, molecular function: calcium ion binding. Lineage: Eukaryota; Metazoa; Chordata; Actinopteri; Istiophoriformes; Xiphiidae. The coding region runs from base 308 to 1420 and encodes 370 amino acids. The record is from RefSeq and is a predicted model, not a curated record. Gene Ontology annotation, cellular component: cytoplasm. The transcript is spliced from 9 exons.
CACAACAAGAAGCUUUUAUGCCAUCGUUGUCCACCAGGAAACAAAACAGCGGUCUCCUCAGCCUCAGCGACCGUAACCGAAGGAGGAAGUGCGCAGAAGCGAAGCCUCUCGCUCUGCCUCUACAGUCUUCGACGAACAUCCCGGUCAAGGUACCGAGCUUCACCUCGUCUGCGAAAUUGCCCGUGUGCGAGAAAGAGUCUCCUUUUGCUCCCCUGGAGGAAUGGAUGUUUCACUCCCGUCAGAGUUAUUCUUCCCUCACGGGCUGGACAUUAUGGACUUCUCUUGAUCGAAAGGAAACGGCAGGAGAAUGGGCAAAUUCCAGUCCAAACUUGCUUUGAAGCGCAGGCAGAGUCCUGAAGGUGGUAGUCUGGCUUCCAGUGUGCUGACUUGUCAGGGGGACUUGGAGCCCAUUCACAUUCACAAAAGAAAACUGACAAAGAACUUGUAUGUAGAGUUGAGGGAAAUCAAGUCUGGCCAUAACCGCAGCCUCAAGGUGGUUUUGCCACCAGAGAAGACACCUGACAUGGACAAUAAAAAGGCAAAGAAGAAGACAAGCCAUGCUGCUAUGAAUGUACAGGACACACAGUGUGACAUGGUGCUUGAGGAGGACUCUCAGCAGGAGUGGGUCUUCACACUGUACAAUUUUGACAACAGUGGCAAGGUCACAAAGGAGGAUAUGUCCAGUAUGAUACACUCCAUGUAUGAGGUUCUAGAGGCAUCAAUCAAGCAGCCUUGUAGUGAUGACACACCCAUGAAGAUCAAGCUGGCUGUCACUCCCUCAGCUUGCCAAGACAAAUUCUCGCAAACAGCCACAGGGAAGGAGCAGAGUGCGUCUCAGGAGGUAGGAAGCCCAGUAAGGAAACUCUAUUGUGUAGAUGAAAACAUAGAGCGCAGAAACCACUACCUGGAUCUAGCUGGCGUUGAAAACUACACCUCCAAAUUUGACAAUACAGAGUCACCCUGUCAGAAACAAAGACAGCCCGCUCACUCUGCUCUUCAGCACCACGUGGUGGUGGGAAGAGAGAGCUGCAUGUCCUCUGAGUCUCCCAGAAGUCACUCUGUCCUUCAUUCCCUAAAAAGUAAGCCCACGUCAGUGGGGAAAGACAGGAGCAGAGGGGAGGGAAAGUCCUGCAGGUUGCAUGGCCAACAUCCUGCUUCAUGGUGCCAUCCUACCCAGCCUCACCCUCCAACACAUAAUGUCCACCAUCAUACCCACAGCAGGGCUGCGAGGCUUCGCUCCAGGGUACAAGAUGCUCCCACGCCCCUUAGACCUCCCGGCUCCCAGGUCCAGCCGGGGAUGGACAGGGAGAUAUUAAAUAAACUUGAGCCCUCCUGUGGGGCCCCUCUGGCUCAGAGACAUGAGCACCAUCACCACCAUGAGCACCAUCAUCAUCACCAUCACCACUACCACCCUUCAUAAAAUGCACCUCAAAACACAUACUGUAUGAAACUGGAUUCAAGCUCAGGUGAGAGGAGUGGGUGUAGUCAGAUGAACUGACAUAUGAGUAGUUUGGGAGGUCAAAUGCAACUCAGCAGGUCCUUGAAUGACCUCCUUUACAUUAUAUCCACUGUGUGGUGGAAUCAAGCUAAGGCACUGUUAUCUAAUGCAAACAAAGUCCUGUAAGAUUACAUACGCUACAUCCUGGAAGUUCAGUUCAAUGUUGCCUGAAUGACACUUUAAUGGCGCUUUGGAUUGACAGUUUCCUCUCAGGUAGAUUACCACUUAAGCUAUGAAAUUUGAAAGUACAGUGUGUAGUGUUUAUAUCAUGCCUGUAUUUUGAACUCUACCCGGCAUUGCAUAUUAACAAUUAUUAUUUUCUCUGUUUGAAGAUACUAACAUGAUGUGCAAAGUAAUACACAGUUUGUCUGCCAUGAAAAGGUGUCUAUUCUGUUUAUUCUGACAUGGUAACAUGUCAGCUUUCUGGCCAAAUGUGGGUAUCACUGAACAAAUAUAUAUUGUCAAUGAAUAAUUUUGUAGUUCAUGCUUCAUCUUACUAUCAGUUAAAGUCCAUGAUUUGUUUUCUCUUCUUGCUGGUGACAGAAGU